AUGGUCCCGCCGCAGCUCUGCCCGCUGGGGUUGCUGGCCGUCGCGGAGUAUCUCAACGUCCGGGGGAUGGUCCGGCAGCUGCGGCCCCGACACCGAGCCCGCCGGCAGCUCCUCUUCAGCUGGGGCUUUGGUGGCAGUGGGGAGUUGGGGACGCAGCGGUUUGACGAUCGUGAUGUCCCCACGCCGGUCCGCGUCGCCCCUUUUGGUGUCCGUAUCACUCACCUCACCCUAGGCUCAAACUACAGCUGUGCCCUCAGCGAUGACGGCAACGUUUACACCUUUGGGAAUGGGGACUGGGGGCAGCUUGGACUGGGCGACUCGAGGAACCUCGAGAACCACCCCUGCGAUAAGUCGGCUGUGGUGUUGGUGCCGCGACGGGUCCCUCUUUUUGAGCGCCACCGCGCGGUGCACAUCUCGGCUGGCUACGCCUUUGUCAUCGCGGUGGUUGAAGGCCACCGAGUAUACUUCUGGGGAAACAACAACCACGGCCAGAGCGGGCUCGGUCCAAAGUACUUUGAUGCUAACUCAAAGAAAAUCGACGAGCCGAAGCUGGUGGAGUCGCUGGAGGGGAAGCGGGUGGUGCAGGUCGGCUGUGGGAGUUUCUUCACCAUCGCGCUGACGGCGGAUGGGCGACUGUACAGCUGGGGUCUGAUCGAGUGCCUCGGACUCGGCCCCCCCGAGGCCGUCCGCCAGCGCUACCACGGCAGCUCCAUCCUCGGCGAGUCCCUGAGCAAUGAGCGGCACGGGGUGCUGCUGACGCCGCAGGAGGUCCACGUCGAGACCGCCAGCCCCCUCCGUUACAUCCACGCCGGGCAGUGGCACAGCGGCGUGAUCAACGCGGCGGGGGAGCUCUUCACCUGGGGGGUGGGCUACCAGGGCCGGCUCGGGCACGGGACACGGGAGCCCGCCUACGUCCCGACCCUCGUGCGCGGGAUGCUCGCGGGGCAUCGCGUCGCCGACGUCGCCUGUGGCUCCUUCCACACCGUCGCACUGACAGACCGCGGGGUCGUCUUCUGCUGGGGGGAUAACGCGAGCGGGCAGUGCGGGACGAGCGUGGGGCAUACCGAGGCGGUGACCUCGCCCUACCGGGUUGUAGGGCUGGAGUACGUGGCGGGUGGGGUCGCGCGGGCCAUCUCCUGUGGCCGUCAGAAUACCCUAGUGGUGAUGGAGAACCCCCAGCCAGGAUGCACCCGGCGCUGCUGCCGCUUCGAUUCUCACCACGAGGGCUCUAAGCGGCGGCACUCGCAUGGACAGGUCUACACAUUCGGGGAAACUCCGCGGGGUGGGGGCGGGGGAGCCAACCUGAACAGCGUGGCCUCUCCUGGGAACUUCUCUUUUCUUUUUCGAACCCCCAACUCGACGACCAGCGGAACGACAGGGUCCAGUACUUCCAACCGCAUCGUAAUGCGGACGGGGACCCAUACCGGGAUGAAUAGCGGGAACGGGCGGGGUGCCCUCAGCCAGUCAGAGAGCUCGGGGAUGUUGGAUCACCAAGUUACCCCACAGUCCCGCGUCGUGUCCGCGAUUCCGCCUCCUCACCGCACGAGUAGUCAAUUCCGACUGGUGCCUAAUUUGGAGAAUAUGGACGUACGUGGCAUCGUCAGCGGUUUAUAUCAUACUUUUGUAUAUGCCGAGGAGUUGGACUUUUCUGAUGAAGAGGCGAUUGGGAAGGAAGAAUGUGAUAUAAUGCAGAGAGAGAGACGGGCUGCGAGAUGGGGAAGGAUGGGGAGGACUCCAUUGUCUGAUGAUAGACUACGUGUUCAUCUAACAAAGGUCGACACUCAUCAAAACAAGCAUUUAAAAGUAAUGAGGGAUAGAGAGUAG
Phytomonas sp. Hart1 is the source of this 1824-nucleotide messenger RNA. Lineage: Eukaryota; Euglenozoa; Kinetoplastea; Trypanosomatida; Trypanosomatidae. The record is from the annotation of a GenBank genome assembly.